CGUCAGUAUACAGCGUGAUAGUCGGCGAGUAAAGACGUGAGUUCGGGAGCGCUAACGAAGUUCUUCCUGACGAUUUUUCGUGACGGUCGCUUCCAGUUCAAUACACAUGCUGAUACAGUGGAGUUUGCGUAUGGUGAAUUCCACUGAACGAAAGAGUUGCGAAAAUGUGUUUCUACUCACUGCCAACGAGAGAGAGGCAAUGAGUAAGUGUGCCAAGAAUAAUAAGGAGACGGCAAGAAACUCGCAGUAUAUGUACAGCAAUAACAAGUCUGGCUAAAGACACGAAGCUCUCGAAUGCAUGAUAAAGUGAGGAAAAUAUAUAAAUAUACAUGUGGAAGAAACUCUAAAGCAGAGUGAAUAAAAAAGCCGUUUAUAUGUGGCCAAGAAGAACUACACAAAACACGCUGAAAUAACAACGAUACAUUUUAUAUUUACAAAGUUUCCAAUUGAUGUUGAAAUAAGUGAAAAGAAGAAAAUUUGUACGUAAAGGAAUUCAGCAAUCUACUCGAAGAAUAAGAAAUGCGAAGCUUUUAUGAAAGUGCUUCGGUUCAGUUGGUUUGAUCGGAGGAGGAUCUGUGUGAAACAGUGAAUCAGCAACUUCAUAUGGUAAAAUGAAUAAAAAGCGCUGAAGUGAAAAGGACAAUUCGCAUUUUCCAUUGCAUAAAAUACCACACGAAAAUAUGAUGAUGGAGGAAGCGAAUUACAUGCUGACUGAAAUCCCUGGUGGAUAUAUUUCCCACCGACCACAUGCAAUACACCGCUUUGCACCGUAUCCGUUACAUCAGCCGCAUCUGCAGCCUGCGCCGAUAUACAUCCAUUCACAGCCGAGAGUGGUGAAUCGACCAAAAUCGCCUCCCACGCCACCGGCACCGGAAGGAACACACAUUGGGCAUCUGUAUCCGGAGAUUCUAGCCAUCAUAUUUGAAAAGCUCAGUGUGAAGGAUCGCGGUAGAGCAGCACAAGUGUGCACGGUGUGGCGUGAUGCGGCAUAUUCAAAAAGCUGUUGGAGGGGAGUGGAAGCUAGUCUUCAUCUGUGGCGACGUUCUCCUAGUUUAUUUACAUCGUUGGUCAGGCGAGGUAUCAAGAAGGUGCAAGUGCUCUCAAUCAAAAAAUCUGUGAAAGAUGUAGUUGUUGGAAUACCAAAUCUAGAAUCGUUAAAUCUUAGCGGAUGCUACAGCAUGACCGAUGUUGCAAUGUACUAUUCGUUCUCUACAGAUCUACCAAAUCUUAGGCUACUCGAUCUUUCACUGUGCAAACAAGUUACCGAUUCCAGUCUUGGUCUUAUUGCCCAACAUUUGAAAAACAUCGAAGUACUUGAACUGGGAGGAUGCUGCAAUAUAACCAGUACCGGUCUGCUGUUAAUAGCAUUGGGAUUGAAAAAACUGAAGCGGUUAAACCUUCGAUCAUGCUGGAAUGUUUCCGACCAAGGUAUAGGCCAUUUGGCCGGACUUAGCAUAGAAACUGCUAGCGGUAUUCCGGGGCUAGAAUAUUUAGGUCUUCAAGACUGUCAGCGACUAUCGGAUGAAGCCCUACGGAAUAUUGCACAAGGAUUAGUCUCAUUGAAGAGUAUUAAUCUCAGCUUCUGCGUAUGCGUAACUGAUAGCGGAUUGAAACAUUUGGCGAGAAUGACCAAACUGGAAGAACUGAACCUGAGGGCCUGUGAUAAUAUAUCGGACAUUGGAAUGGCGUAUCUGACUGAGGGUGGUAGCUCCAUUUGUUCAUUGGACGUCAGUUUUUGUGAUAAAAUAGCAGACCAGGCGCUGACGCAUAUCUCGCAGGGACUGUUCCAUUUGAAAUCGCUUAGUCUCAGCGCGUGUCAAAUAACGGACGAAGGAUUAGCCAAAAUUGCCAAGUCGCUUCAUGAUCUGGAAACGUUAAAUAUUGGCCAGUGUAGUCGCGUUACGGACAAAGGAUUGGAAGUGUUAGCGGAGGAGCUUAACAAUUUACGUGCCAUCGAUCUAUACGGCUGCACGCGACUGUCGCCGAUUGGAUUAAAUAAAAUUUACAAACUACCGAGACUGUCUAAAGUUAAUUUAGGAUUAUGGCAUGUCAGGUGAUGCGUUAUUAUUCUAUUGCAAAUUAAUUGUUAAAGUUUAGUUUCUUUUAAUUGAAAUUGUAAUUAGGUAUGCGAUAGUAUUCUCUGUUACAGGGAUUAUAGCUGUAAAUCGUAGGAAAAAAAUGUCUCAAAAAUCCACACUUUAGCAAAAAAAAAUUGGAGUAACAGUAAAAAAAAACUAAUAAAUACUCUCUGUCGUCCAUUCUUGUGAGGGUUGAAUGCAACUACUGCUACAGGAUUUAAAAAAUUUGCUAUGUUAGCAGAAAAAAUCGAAAUAUUCUGUAAAUAUCAAAGAAACUACAAAAGCUCCUAAUAAAAAUGAAAAAAGGCUAAAUAAAAUAGGCCGUGCUGAAA
Wyeomyia smithii (pitcher-plant mosquito) is the source of this 2410-nucleotide messenger RNA. RefSeq names its product F-box/LRR-repeat protein 14 (gene Ppa). The coding region runs from base 681 to 2057 and encodes 458 amino acids. NCBI's taxonomy places the organism in Eukaryota, Metazoa, Arthropoda, Insecta, Diptera, Culicidae. Gene Ontology annotation, molecular function: protein binding. Gene Ontology annotation, biological process: SCF-dependent proteasomal ubiquitin-dependent protein catabolic process. Gene Ontology annotation, cellular component: SCF ubiquitin ligase complex. The transcript has a single exon. The record is from RefSeq and is a predicted model, not a curated record.